Molecule: messenger RNA, 1559 nt
Organism: Erigeron canadensis
Lineage: Eukaryota; Viridiplantae; Streptophyta; Magnoliopsida; Asterales; Asteraceae
Product: DNA-binding protein HEXBP-like
Exons: 4
Coding region: 48-1127 (359 amino acids)
Molecular function (GO): nucleic acid binding; zinc ion binding
Source: RefSeq, a predicted model, not a curated record
UUUUGUAAUGGUUUGAUAACAAAUAUAAUGCUGAUACAUUGUUUAAUAUGUGUUAUUCUGCAUUCAAGGUGCGGAUUAGUGUUAAACAAGAAUGCAAACCAUUGUCUGAAAAACAGUUUGGGCCUGCUAUUGCUGAUAACUACUAUGAGAGCAAACACUUUUACUUUGAGUUGGAUCAUGAACAAACAAACCAACUGAUCUCAUUGUUCAGAUUAAAUCGAGUCAAGGAAGAGAUUUACCCGCAAAUUACUACAAGGCUGAACUAUAUUAAUCAAUCUGGUGAAAACCAAAUUGACAGGGGUAUACCUUUUUACCCGAAAUCUGUGUCCAGUAGGAGUCGGGAUAGGAGCAGAAGUCCAGGUUUAGCUCUGCGUUUCUGUAGGGAUCGGGCUUCUUAUCGUGAUGCACUCUGCAAAAAGGAUAAGCCUGCAUGUCGCCAAGAUUAUCUGUGCAACAAAUGUAAGCGGCCUGGACAUAUCGCCAUAGACUGUCCAAAUGCGACUGUCUGCAACAACUGUGGACUUCCUGGACAUCUUGUAUUUGAACGCACGUCAACUACCAUGUGUUGGAACUGCAAGGAGUCAGGACACCUAUCAAGCGAGUGCCCCAAUGAUCCCAUGUGUAAUAUGUGCGGUAAAAUAGGGCAUCUGGCUUGUGUUUGUCAUUACCCAAAUGUUUCCACCUAUGAUGCCCGUCUUUGCAACGACUGCUACAAACCUAGGCACCUUGCAGCUGAAUGCACUAAUGAGAAGACUUGCAACAACUGGGGGAAAACCGCCCACAUUGCCCGUGAAUGCAGUAUUGACCCAGUAUGCAACAUUUUCAGCAUGUAUGGGCAUGUUGCCCGCCAGUGUCCAAAAUCUGGUAUGUCAGGGUUAGCUAAAUCACGCCAUUUAAGCUUUCUGGGUUCUUUUGGCUCAUCGAGGGAUGACUCUUCUUGGGACAUGAUAUGCCGUAUUUGUGGCCGCCUUGGUCAUAUCAGCUGUGACUGUUUGCCUAUGCCUAUGUCUAUGAUCAUCUGCGACAAUUGUGGCGGGCGAGGCCACAUGGAAAUUGAGUGCCCGUCUGCCUGGAGGUUCAACUCAUUUGAUCGUGCAUCUCCUGACCCUUGUUUUCGUAGGUAUUAAACGGGCUGCAAGUCAGCAUGCUGGUUUAACUCAAAGUGAAGAUGGCUUUUGAUGUUUCAUUUGGCGGGAUUAUUGGAGGAAGUUACUCAUGAUGCACUUGUUAGGGUUCCCAAUUUGUUUAUCCUUUUAUUACAUUUAAUUUGCUGAAGACUUGUUUUAAUCAUUAACCAUGUACGCAUAUAUAAGCUGGUACCCGUGAAAUGUGUAGGUGGUAGAAAAUUACUAGCGGUUUUGUUUCUGUUGGUUUUCUGGAGUUUCUAACAAGGCGUAUUUUAUGAGCGUGGUGGUGUAAGAGGGUGAUGUGUCAUAAUAUUGAAGCUUGCAAUGUUUUCUUCAAUAACAAUGACUAGCUGAACAUCAAAUCUUCUAUCAACUAGGAUGAAACUGAAACAUGUGUAUCUUAAUGAAAUUGAAGACUUGAUUUAAGAUGAA